This is a messenger RNA of Prorocentrum cordatum, 978 nucleotides long. The record is from the annotation of a GenBank genome assembly. Lineage: Eukaryota; Dinophyceae; Prorocentrales; Prorocentraceae.
AUGUCGGGUAAGGAGAAAGGCAAACGUCUCGGUGGCCCUACAGGCUCAACGCCGGAGAAGCAGAAGAAGAAAAAAGAGGAGGAGCUCGAUGGUGGAGCAGAUUCGGCAAUCGAUUCAGCCAGGGGGUCAGGAGAUGGAGUAUUUGUUGCGGCUUCGCCCCCGCAGUGGUUUAAAGAUUUCGAUGCCCGCCUGUCGAAGCAAAUCGAAGGCAUUACGACCGACCUGAACGGAAUGAAAGACAUGAUUGACAAGGCGAGGAUGGAGGCGCAGGACGCACGAAGGGCAGCAGAGGAGGCCCAGGAGAAGAUGGAGGAGGUGGAGAUGGACGUGGAGGGAAUCAGGAACGACCUUGAGGAGAUGUAUUUGACUAAAAAAGAAAUCGAGGACAAGCUGCAGGCCAUGGUGGAAGACGGAAUCGAGAAGGCUCUGAAAGACAAAGAUGAUCAGCAGGCGCAGCAACCCCAGCAUCCACAUGACGACCGGGAGCUCCAGGUCAUCGUGGGAGGCCUGACGGACGAGGAGGACGAGGAUCGCAUCGUGAAGCAGAUCAGCGACGUGGUGGAGAAGAACGGCAUGAAGGACAAAAUCGCGAACAUAUCGACCUUCAUCGACCCAGCGAAGAUCGGGGUAUUGGAAUUUACAAACGAUUCUACUAAGCGGGGCUUCCUCAAGAAAAUGCGGGGGAGGGAGACCAAGUGGGAGUGUGGGAGGAAGAUGUGGUUCACGAGUAAUAACACGAUCGAGAAACGCAUCAUCGACAAAACAAUGGGUCAGAUCAAACACCACCUCAUGAACAAGGGCUUCGAACAAAAAACGAUACGCAUCUUUUGGGACACGGGGGUAAUCAGGAUGAAAGGCGUCAAGGUUGCUGAGGUGAAGGGAGACGGCAGCUUCGAGACGUACGGGGACGGAGACGCAGUCAAACAGGACGUGAUGACGUUCAUGGAGCAAUGGCGGAAGAACCGCGACAUCGAGUGA